This is a messenger RNA of Xiphophorus maculatus (southern platyfish), 3981 nucleotides long. RefSeq names its product transmembrane channel-like protein 2-B (gene tmc2b). Gene Ontology annotation, biological process: detection of mechanical stimulus involved in sensory perception of sound; vestibular reflex. The coding region runs from base 704 to 3586 and encodes 960 amino acids. The record is from RefSeq and is a predicted model, not a curated record. Gene Ontology annotation, cellular component: plasma membrane. The transcript has 20 exons. Gene Ontology annotation, molecular function: mechanosensitive monoatomic ion channel activity. NCBI's taxonomy places the organism in Eukaryota, Metazoa, Chordata, Actinopteri, Cyprinodontiformes, Poeciliidae.
GAUGGAGAAAAUACACUCGACACAGUGUUGAGUUGACUAUGAAAAAUUUCCCUUAUAGAGCUGAUUAUGAAUGAAGUCACAGUCUGACUGGAGUAAAACGUCCCCUGUUUGUUCAGCUGGCACCUUUUUCAAGUAUUCUGACUAUUUGUUUCCCCUCUUGAUCAGGAUUACCUCAUGUUUCAUCCAACUUUCAUGCAUUUUGCCCUAUUUUUCUACAAGGUGUUGUCUUUCUGGGUUUUAAGUAAAUAACGGCAAGCAUGAGUGCUUGAUGUCAGAGCAGCUUUAAUAUGAGGACAUUAUCUAUAUUUCUACCAGGUGAAGGGUACUAAUAGGCUGAAGUUUGAACAUUUUUCCUGUUGAGAUCAGUAAACGUUACGGAUUAGUGAUUGUAUAUCCUCCCCUGUGUCUGUGCUAUAGUAUCCAUUGACGUUUUGAUUGAAAGGUCCAUUGUCUGACAGACUGUGUUUCCUCCUCUGGCUCCCUUUUGUCAUCCAAUGGGCUUGGAGCCUCUAACGGUUACCAAGGAUCCCUGAAUUGAAACGGCUCUAACUCUAGCACACCCGUUCCUGCUGAUGUGUGCAGUUGUGCAAAGUGGCAUGUUGACCCUGCAAGCUCCCUCAUAAAUGGACAGGAUGCAAGUUUGGAUGUAAGGGUUGACAGGAGGAGAAGAAGAAGCAAAGAACUCAAAAACAGCUCAGGAAAAAUGCCUCCAAAGAGGAGAAACAAUGACAUAGUUGAUGUUGAAAAUGUUGGGAUGGAUGUGGAUGCUGAGCCUGACAGCGACAGUGAAGAAGAGGCGAGGAGGAAAAGUCGAAACAGGAGAGCUAAGUUGCAACGUAAAGCCAAGCAUGUCAGUGAAGAUGAGGAUGAGGAGGAUGAGGAUGAGGACGAGGCACCCCGACGACGAGGACGAAGGAAACUAACCAAGACAGAUGAUGAUGAUGAUGAUGAGGACGAGACCCCUCAAAGACGAGGACGGAGGAAGACACCCAAACCCCAGGACAGCAACCAAGACGAUGAUGGAGAGAAACGAAAGGCAGCAGCAAGAAAAGGAACAAGAGCCUCCAGGAAGAAGGUUUCUAAGGAGCAGAGCGAUGAAGAAAGCGAGGAAGACAAGGGGAGAGGAAAGAAAUCUGGGAGAGCUGUGUCCAAAAAGGAGAAAGAGGAGCAGAAUAAUGACAAGAAGGGAAACAAGAAAGGAAAAGAUGAGGAGAAUAAGGACAAGAAAAAGAAGAAUAAAAAGACAAGCAGCAGCUCCUCCUCCUCUUCUUCAUCCUCCGACCCGGACGAAGAAUCAUUGUCAGAGGGAGAGAUUGCAGCCCUGAAGGAACAGGUGGAGGAAAAGAAGAAGCUGAUUGCUACGUUAAGGAACAAACCCUGGCGCAUGAAGAAGAGGCUCUUGCUGCUCAAGGAGGCCCAGGAUUUUGUUGAAAAGUUUGAAGGUGCUCUAGGAAAAGGGAAAGGCAGGAGACUGUAUGCUUUCAAAGUCAUGAUGACAAAGAAACUAAUCAAAUUUAAUCGGGAUUUUGAGAACUUCAAAACGGCCUGUAUACCCUGGGAGAGGAAGAUAAAGGAAGUAGAAAGUCACUUUGGAUCUUCAGUCGCAUCAUACUUCCUGUUUUUGAGGUGGAUGUAUGGUUUAAAUCUGGUCCUUUUUGGGUUCAUGUUUGGCCUGGUAGUGAUCCCUGAGGUUCUUAUGGGUCUACCAUAUGGUUCAAUUCCCAGGAAAACUGUCCCCAGAGAUGAACAGGACACAGCUAUGGACUUCUCUGUCCUCUUUGACUUUGGGGGUUACUGCAAAUAUUCCGUUUUAUUCUACGGAUUCUACAACAACGAACGAAGCAUCGGGCUUCUGCAGUUCAAACUCCCUCUGUCGUACCUCCUCACGAGUGUCGGCGUUUUCGGAUACAGCUUGUUGGUUGUCAUCAGAACGAUGGCUCGUAACGCGAACGAAGGAGGAGACGGGGGAGAUGAGGGAGAAUUCAUCUUCAGCUGGAAAAUGUUCACCAGCUGGGACUAUCUGAUAGGAAACCCUGAGACUGCGGACAACAAGUACGCCUCCAUUACUACCAGCUUCAAGGAAUCUAUUGUAGACGAACAGGAGAACCAGAAAGAUGAGAACAUCCACCUCCGACGUUUCCUCAGGAUUUUUGCAAACCUCCUAAUCCUCUGCAGCCUUGGUGGCAGCGGGUAUCUCAUCUACUAUGUGGUGAAACGGUCUCAAGAUUUUGCUAAGAUGGACCCCAAAACACUCACAUGGUUUGAAAACAAUGAGGUGGAGUUUGUGAUGUCACUGCUGGGGCUUGUGUGUCCUCCUCUAUUUGAAACCAUUGCAGAGUUGGAGGACUACCAUCCUCGUAUUGCACUGAAAUGGCAACUGGGACGCAUCUUCGCCCUCUUCCUUGGAAAUCUUUACACAUUUCUCUUUGCUCUCUUUGAUGAGGUUAAUGAAAAGCUGGAAACUGAAAAAUCCAUCAAGAACGCCACUGAAUGGACUUUACAUCAAUACUACGCCAACUACAGCUCGUUCUACAACACCACAAGUGUGCCUCCUCCGAAUGUGGCCCCCGCUGAUGUCAUCCGGGGCCCCUGCUGGGAGACUGGAGUUGGAAGAGAAUUUGUGAAGCUAAUUGUCUCAGAUGUGCAGGUUACCUUUUUGACUAUUCUGGUCGGUGACUUUCUACGUGCUUUCAUUGUCCGCUUUCUCAAUUACUGCUGGUGCUGGGACCUGGAGGCCGGAUUUCCUUCAUAUGGAGAGUUUGACAUCAGCGGAAAUGUCCUAGGGCUUGUAUUUAAUCAAGGAAUGAUAUGGAUGGGCGCAUUUUAUGCUCCUGGUCUAGUGGGCAUGAACGUCCUGCGCCUCUUGACCUCUAUGUAUUUUCAGUCCUGGGCAGUGAUGGCUUGCAAUGUUCCUCAUGAGCGAGUCUUCAAAGCCUCACGGUCCAACAACUUCUACAUGGGCCUGUUGCUGCUGGUGCUGUUUCUUAGUCUGCUUCCUGUUGUGUACUCCAUGAUGACUCUGUCGCCAUCCUUUGACUGUGGACCUUUCAGUGGCCAAGAGAAGAUGUAUGAUGUGGUAAUAGACACUAUAAAGGCUAUGCCAGCUUUUAUUGGGAACAUUUUUACAUAUGUCAGCAACCCUGGGCUCAUCAUGCCUGCAAUCCUUCUAAUGAUACUGGCCAUCUACUAUUUGAACACAGUGUCAAAAGCAUAUCAACAAGCAAAUACUGACCUGAAAAAGAAGAUGCAGAUGGCUCGAGAUGAUGAGAAGAAUCGCAGGAACAACAAGGACAGCACCAAUCAAAUGAUGAAAGACUUGGAAGACCUACUGCCGAACAAAUCUCUUGCGCCGACUCCCGUUGAGGAGGAGAAACCGCUUGAUAUUGUAAUUGAUAAGACUAGAACAAAGCCAGGCACAGCAGGGAAAGGAGUAUUAGUGCAAAAGGAGGAUUCACUGGCUGCCCAGAACCCCAGGCGCCCCGUGACCCGGGCCCCUGGGCCAAGAGGGGGCCCCCCUGGAAACAUGAGGUCGCCUCAGCCUGAGCCUGGAAGAGGCAGAGGUCAGGGUGCGGCUCAAAGAAGAUGAACAACAAAAGAAAAUUUAAAUGGCUCACCACAAAUAACAACCAAUGGUAACAUCACUUUCACGGUCACCAGAGGGAACUGUUGUGUCAUUUGAGUGAUAUACUUUUUUAUUAAAUACAAACUUUUGUACAUUUGUAAAUUGUAGAAGUAUUGGUAUGCAAUAAAAAUAAAAUAUAACAAUUCAUCAUACUGACUUAGAUAUUGUUAGUGGGCUGUUACUACCAGGUAGAUUUCAAAAAUGCAAUGGAAACAUGAUCUGCUGAACUAUACCAAAGCAAUGAAUGAAACAAAUGAUAGAAAAAUAAAUGCAAAGAGUGGAUGGAUUCUGCCCUCCUCGUCAACUUAAUGUUGUUAUCGUUUGUCUAGUUCUUGAUAAACGUGUUACUAUCUGCUGUA